AAGUAGGCGGCCGAGGUGGUGGCUGAGCCGGCGGCAGCUGCCAGGGAAACCGAGGCGCGGGACGCACGGCCCGCAGACAGGCCGGCGGGGGGUGUCGUCCCUGCGCGCUCCGUUUGCCUGGGCUGAGGGUCUCUAGUCCGGCACCCUCCUCUCGACUCGGGCCUUUCCCUAAGCCCGCCAGGGGGCGCCGCACUGAGGGGCUGCAGAGUGGGGGGCGAGCGCGGCUGACGAGAGAAGGGGCGCGGGGCCGGGCCCGAGAGGAGGGGUUUCCCGCCCGGCUCCGGAGGUGCCCCUGGGCGGGGGACCGGGAGUCCUCACCUCCCGUCUGAGGCAGAGGUUCCUGGGGGCGGGCAGGGCGCAUCGCCCUCUGCCCCCGCCGGCACCCUGGCCAUGACGGGCAAGUCGGUGAAGGACGUGGAUCGGUACCAGGCGGUCCUGGCCAACCUGCUGCUGGAGGAGGAUAACAAGUUCUGCGCGGACUGCCAGUCCAAAGGGCCACGAUGGGCCUCCUGGAACAUUGGUGUCUUCAUCUGCAUUCGAUGUGCUGGAAUCCACAGGAAUCUGGGGGUGCACAUAUCCAGGGUAAAAUCAGUUAACCUCGACCAGUGGACUCAAGAACAGAUUCAGUGCAUGCAGGAGAUGGGAAAUGGAAAGGCAAACCGACUUUAUGAAGCCUACCUUCCUGAGACUUUUCGGCGACCUCAAAUAGACCCAGCUGUCGAGGGAUUUAUUCGAGAUAAAUACGAGAAGAAGAAAUACAUGGACCGAAGUUUGGACAUCAAUGCCUUUAGGAAAGAAAAAGAUGACAAGUGGAAAAGAGGAAGUGAACCAGCUCCAGAGAAAAAAAUGGAACCUGUUGUUUUUGAGAAAGUUAAAAUGCCACAGAAAAAAGAAGAUCCACAGCUACCUCGGAAAAGCUCCCCGAAAUCCUCAGCCCCUGUCAUGGAUUUGUUGGGCCUUGAUGCUCCUGUGUCCUGCUCCAUGGCAAAUAGUAAGACCAGCAAUACCCUAGAGAAGGACUUAGAUCUUCUGGCUUCUGUUCCAUCACCCUCUUCUUCAGUUUCCAGAAAGGUUGUAGGUUCCAUGCCAACUGCAGGGAGUGCCGGCUCUGUUCCUGAAAACCUGAACCUGUUUCCAGAGCCAGGGAGCAAAUCAGAAGAAACAGGCAAGAAACAGCUCUCUAAAGACUCCAUCCUUUCACUGUAUGGAUCCCAGACACCUCAGCUGCCUGCCCAAGCAAUGUUCAUGGCUCCGGCUCAGAUGGCAUAUCCCACAGCCUACCCCAGCUUCCCUGGGGUCACCCCUCCUAGCAGCAUCAUGGGGAGCAUGAUGCCCCCACCCGUAGGCAUGGUAGCGCAGCCCGGAGCUUCUGGGAUGGUUGCCCCCAUGGCCAUGCCUGCAGGCUAUAUGGGUGGCAUGCAGGCUUCAAUGAUGGGUGUGCCAAAUGGAAUGAUGAGCACCCAGCAGGCUGGCUACAUGGCAGGCAUGGCAGCUGUGCCCCAGACUAUGUAUGGGGUUCAGCCCGCUCAGCAGCUGCAGUGGAACCUUACUCAGAUGACCCAGCAGAUGGCUGGGAUGAACUUCUGUGGAGCCCACGGCAUGCUGACCUAUGGACAGUCGAUGAGCGGCGGAAAUGGACAGGCAGCAAAUCAGACUCUCAGCCCUCAGAUGUGGAAAUAA
Messenger RNA from Lontra canadensis (Northern American river otter), 1680 nucleotides. It is a transcript of the gene SMAP2, whose product is annotated as small ArfGAP2. The transcript is spliced from 10 exons. The coding region runs from base 391 to 1680 and encodes 429 amino acids. Gene Ontology annotation, molecular function: GTPase activator activity. Lineage: Eukaryota; Metazoa; Chordata; Mammalia; Carnivora; Mustelidae. The record is from RefSeq and is a predicted model, not a curated record.